AUGCACAACGUGACAUUUAAGACUUCCCAAGGGAACUGCAUGCUCGCCAGCAAAGGUUAUGGAAAAGUUUAUGAGUGGAUCCAUGCCCUCGGCCUCCCGGCCUCCCUCCCGGAGGAGGAUGGCCUUGGCUGCCGUGCUGCACCCACCGCUGGAGAGGAGCCCGCGGGGGCCCCCGGCAGCACCCCACGGACCACGGGCAUCCCACAGACCACAGAUGCUCUGCGGACCACAGGCGUCCUCCGGACCACGGGUGCCCCAUGGACCACGGGCAUCCCCCAGACCCUGGGCAUCCCCGUCGGGGCAACGCCACCGGCCCCCACGGCAGCAGGGUCGGCACCUGGCCCCGAGCACAGCACCGACGGCCCCAGGCUGCUCCUCUACUACAUCCUGGGCAGCCUGGUAGCCAUCCUGCUGCUGCUGGCCUUCGCCCUGGCCCUGCUGGCCUGCAAGAAAAGGGCGGCCAAACGGGAGAAGCGGCCGGCCAAAAGCGCGGCAGACAACUAUUGCUGGGUGCCCGAGCAGCCGGAGAGCCACGGGGCGGGCGGCGAGCGCAGGGGCGCCCCGGGCUCCCGGCUGCCCGCCGACGGCAGCAGCUGCGAGGACAACGACGACUGCGCCGUCUUGCCGAAGCUGUGCGAACAGGUCUGCGUCAACACCGAGGGCGGCUUCGAGUGCCACUGCCACCGCGGCUACAAGAUGGUGGAGGGCCACUGCCGGCCCGUCUCCCGCUGCUACGAGGCGCCCUGCGAGCAGCAAUGCGAGGACGUGCCCGGCGGCUACCGCUGCAGCUGCUACCCCGGCUACGCCGUCGACCCGCAGGAGCCCACCCGCUGCCUGCUGCACUGCAACCACAGCCAGUGCCCGGCCAAGUGCGACCCGUACCACCACUCCUGCGAGUGCCCCGAGGGCUUCUUGCUGGACGACGAUGCCGCCAGCGGGCAGGUCUGCAUGGACAUCGACGAGUGCGACAUGAACUUCUGCCCACACAACUGCACCAACCGCCCCGGCGGCUACGAGUGCCACUGCCGCGCCGGCUACCGCCUCCACGACCAGAACAAGUGCAUUGAAAUCACGGAGGAGGACUGGGAGGGAGCAUACUCGGGGGAUUUCGGGCCCGGAUCCCAGACGCCCGUCCCCAGCCGGACCCCACCGAAGGCGGAGCACCUCCACCCCGGCACGCUGGUGGGCAUCGCCGUGGGCGUCCUCUCUGUGGCCCUGGCCCUGCUGGCCCUGAGCUACCACCUGGCGAAGAAGCACUGCAGGCCCCCCGCCACCAUGGAUUACAAGUGCAGCGGCCCCCACGAAAAGGAGAUGGGACUUCAGCCGGUCGCCUCGGGCUGUGCCGCCUCCGGCCAGAAACUGUAG
This is a messenger RNA of Nipponia nippon (crested ibis), 1365 nucleotides long. The record is from RefSeq and is a predicted model, not a curated record. NCBI's taxonomy places the organism in Eukaryota, Metazoa, Chordata, Aves, Pelecaniformes, Threskiornithidae.